AUGGGAGUUGACCUCACCGGCGUCCAGAAGAAGAAGCGCGUGGUGCGCCACCACACGUACUCGACGAACCCGUACAUCAAGCUUCUCAUCAAGCUGUACAAGUUCCUCGCCCAGCGCACCAACUCCGCGUUCAACAAGCUCGUUCACCAGCGCCUGCUGAAGAGCCGCAACAACCGCGCCCCCGUCUCCCUGAGCCGCAUUGCCGUCUGCAUGAGGCGCAAGUCGGUGUGGCUGGAGAAGGGCAAGAAGGCCCCCAUCGCCGUCGUCGUCGGUGACGUGCUUGACGACGUUCGCAUGAUCCGCAUCCCGGCUCUGCGUGUGUGCGCGCUUCGCUUCUCGAAGAGCGCCCGCGAACGCAUCACCGGCGCUGGUGGUGAGUGCCUGACGUUUGACCAGCUCGCAAUGGUGGCGCCGACCGGAAAGAACACCUUC
Trypanosoma conorhini is the source of this 432-nucleotide messenger RNA. RefSeq names its product 60S ribosomal protein L18. The transcript has a single exon. NCBI's taxonomy places the organism in Eukaryota, Euglenozoa, Kinetoplastea, Trypanosomatida, Trypanosomatidae. Gene Ontology annotation, cellular component: cytosolic large ribosomal subunit; ribosome. The record is from RefSeq and is a predicted model, not a curated record. Gene Ontology annotation, molecular function: structural constituent of ribosome; RNA binding. Gene Ontology annotation, biological process: translation. The annotation marks the transcript as partial.